Messenger RNA from Plutella xylostella (diamondback moth), 2801 nucleotides. RefSeq lists its product as uncharacterized. The record is from RefSeq and is a predicted model, not a curated record. NCBI's taxonomy places the organism in Eukaryota, Metazoa, Arthropoda, Insecta, Lepidoptera, Plutellidae. Gene Ontology annotation, cellular component: nucleus. Gene Ontology annotation, molecular function: DNA-binding transcription factor activity, RNA polymerase II-specific. Gene Ontology annotation, biological process: regulation of transcription by RNA polymerase II.
CAAAACAAAUGAAGUUAAUGACUAACUAAAGUGUAAUCACGUUUUGUGCAACUUGUGUUAUUGUGUGGUGGGUUGCGACCGGACGAGCGAGGGUAGAUGGAAAUAAUUUCAAGUUCAAGUACUGUGGUCGUAACGAGCGCUAUGCUUACCUCCAUUUUAUCUUUCUGUUUUCUGCCUUUUACCGGUCAUCAUCUCAGCACGUGGUGCGCGAUCUCAGUAUUCUCAACAUGGAUCAGGAGGACAGUAUCCCAAUGGAUUCGCAAGUUCUGUAUCCAGUACUUUUGAUACCUAAAAGAUGUACAGCACUGGAAACCGAGUGUGAGGCCACAGAAAAUGUGUUUAUCGACUUGAACAUAACGUCAGCCGACACCGACGGCAACGAAAUGUGUAUUUAUUCAGGAUUCUGCAAUGUAAAACUGAUUGACAGCUAUGAUGUCAACAUACAGCCAGCUCCUGAAAUCUCAGACCCCAUGGACUAUGCCAUUGACAACAGCCAACUGCCAAUUAUCAUAGCGGACAGCCAGGGAUCUAUUGAUUACAACCAGAACCAAGUGUGGAUAGACCCGGACCGCUGCCCCAAUGUAUACAACCACUAUGACUCCACGGAGUCUCAGGAACACUAUGCGGUGCACACGGAGACCCACUCCACCAAGACCAGCAGGAUCACUGUGGAGAAGCACUGCACAUACAUCACUCAGAAUGUAUACAACUAUGGAGAAUCCAUCCGCUACUCACCGAUUGAGUCCGAAUACGAGCACAAGAAGUUCAAGAAGUUACACUCAAACGAGCAGACGCAGAACAAUUCGCUGGAGAAUAACAUGAACUUGUUUGAGGAUGACGAGUACCAGUGCGGAGUGUUUCUGUCUCAGCUGCCUGAAGAGAUUAUGAACGAGAAAGAGAAUAAAGUGAGGGAGGAGAUGAAGUUCUGUGAGAUGCAGAGUGAGAAUGAUGCGCUGAAGCAGCUGAUGUCUCCGGACAUUCAGUCGCUGUCGAAGCAGACUAAGACGAUCCUGUUCCUCGGCCACGACUCCCACCGCGGCCAGACCAUACAGAAGAUAGCGGUCAAUGACCCCAUGCUGGAGUGCAAUGGCAGCAUCACUUUGGAUGAUUGUGAAAUUACUUUUGAAGACAACUCGGACCCGAACCACAAGAAGUACCAGUGCGAGAAGUGCAAGCAGAUAUUCUCGCAGCUGGCGGCCUUCAAGCAGCACAUGUCGGGCUCGCACAGCAGCCGCAGCCCGCGAGAAUGUGCCCCCAGUGCGCAGCCCGGCGACUUGAGAUUCCUCUGCACGCAAUGCGGCAAAAGCCUGAAAACCCAAGAAAAACUAGAGAUGCACCGCCGCGCCCACGGCAACCCAGAACUAGAGUGCCCAGAGUGCCGCAAGGUCUUCGCCUCCAAGUUCACCCUGCGCACUCACAAGCAGAUCCAUCUCAGGAAGUUCAUCUGCGACUACUGCUCCAGGUCUUUCUCCAGCAAAGCGGAAUUGGCAGCUCAUUUUGCAAAAGUCCAUUUCCGUUUUGACUGCGACAAGUGUGAUCUUUAUUUUGAAAAGCAUCAGGAUUUGACCGAACACAAAGCCAGCGCUCACGAAGACUUUGGAGAUCUUGACUUCAAACAUGAUUCUAGCGAGACGGAAUUCGCUGAUUCGUUCAUCGAUGAUGAUAUUGAGACGUUUAGUGAAACGGAUCUGAUAGUUCCAGGCAGCGAUGAGGAUAUGGUGGUCAUUGAUGACGCGGAUGAUAAAACGGAUUUGUUGGAUAGUCUGGAUAAUAUGAUUGAUAAGGAAGAGGAGGCGAGAAAUGCGGAUUCGGUGAUCGCCACGGUGAUGGCGAAUAAGAUUUUUCUGCUGAAUUGUAAGAAGGCCACGCGGCACAAGAAAAGUAAUAAGUCGUGCGAAGUAUGCCACAAACAGUUCGACCGCAUCGGCGACUUAAAGCGGCACCUCAUCGAGCACGUGAUCCGAAGCACCCUCGCCAAGACUCCCGUCAGCGCCGACGGAACCCUCCACAUACAAUGUGAGGUCUGCCAGGCCGACACCUUUACAAAGAUAGACAAGUAUAAGGCACAUCUUAGGGAACAUGCGAAGUUAACCCUGUAUAAGUGCACGUUUUGCGAUAAGUCUUUCAGUGAUUCGAGUAAUUUUUCCAAGCAUAAAAAGAUACAUGGCGUGUCGUAUUUACAGUGUGAUUUGUGCCAACGCAAGUUUAAUUCGAAGAAGAUGAUCACACAACACAUGGAGUAUCAUAACAAUAAUGCGCCGAUUUCGUGUGAGUAUUGCCACAAGGUGUUCCAUUUUGAGUCCAUGUUGAAUAAGCAUAUUAAAUGCGCGCAUACGAAAGAGAUGUCGAAUAGGUUUCGAUGUCGCUUCUGUCAUGUUUACUUCAAGUCUUUGAAGGAGAAGUGGGAUCACGAGUGGGCCGUCCACAAUGUGAGGAAGAUGAUAGUCGACUGUCUCAUCUGCGGGUUUAAGUUUAGGAAGUAUUCGGAGUUAAAGAGGCACUGCCUCAAAUCGCAUAAUAUGGAUAUUCCGCCAGCAAAAAAACUGCUGAAAAAGAAGAAAGGGCAGUCGUAGCUGUAAGACUUGCUGGUUCUAGGUUUUUUUUACAUUUUACUUUUUAUUAUACGGUUUUAUUAGACUGAUUAUGAUCAACGUUGAAUUAGUUAACUAGGUUUAGGUAUAUUUAUUUAUCAUUUAGUCUAAGAUUCAAUCUAAUGAUAGGUUUUCAUAAAAUAAUUAUUUUUGUUGUCUGUUAUAAUUUUUAUAGGUUUAGCUAGGAAGCUCGAAAUGAUCAAAAUAUAC